UUAAUCACGUUACAACCCGGAAGAAUUGCCUUUCUCUGAUUAACGUUUGAAUAGACAAGAAUGGGCAAUUUAUCUUUAAAAUAAACGGGUAAACACGAUGUUGCCUACCUCGUAGAGACUCAUUAGUUAUAUUUCUGUCCAAGUAUUUGGGGUAAAAGGCGAAGGCAGUCGACUCGAAUCGUUAGCUAAUCGCAUUUUACACGAAGGAAACAUGGCUGAGUUGCAUGUAGUGGAACCGAGUGCCACAGCGACCAUAGAGCAGAACGAGCACCGGGACGUCAGGGGCUCUAUGCGCUUGGCUUCGCCCACAUUGAUGGUUCCCCAGCGGACGAGCCAGCUCAGCCCCGGGGUGUCCAGCAGCAGCAGUGGCCGUUCCGUAUUCGGAUUCCCGGUAAAAAGCAACCCCAGCUCACCGUCUGAACCCGCGGAAAAGCCAGGAUCCCGCUGGGUUCGCCUCAAUGUUGGUGGUACAUACUUUAUUACGACCAAGCAAACGCUGUGCAGAGACCCCAAGUCAUUUCUUUAUCGACUGUGUCAAGAUGAUCCUGAUCUGGACUCUGACAAAGAUGAGACAGGCGCUUACCUGAUUGACAGAGAUCCCACAUAUUUUGGACCCAUACUAAAUUAUCUUCGACAUGGGAAGUUGAUUAUGGACAAAAAUUUGGCAGAAGAAGGUGUUCUAGAGGAAGCAGAAUUUUAUAACAUAGCCUCUCUGGUGAGGAUGGUUAAGGAGAGGAUACGUGACAACGAGAAUCGGACAUCUCAGGGCCCUGUGAAGCAUGUUUAUCGAGUGCUGCAGUGCCAAGAGGAGGAACUCACACAGAUGGUCUCCACCAUGUCGGACGGCUGGAAGUUUGAGCAGCUUAUAAGCAUUGGCUCCUCCUAUAACUAUGGCAACGAGGACCAGGCAGAGUUUUUAUGUGUAGUUUCCAGGGAACUCAACAACUCCACCAACGGCAUUGUCAUUGAGCCCACUGAGAAGGCCAAGAUCCUUCAAGAACGUGGCUCGCGGAUGUAAAGAGACCAGACCCUGAGCUAAAUAACACUUUAUCAACACAACAACAUCAUGGACAUCUUCUCAAUGAGUUUACUUACCCCCUUCAAUUACCACCCUCAUUGUCAACACCAUCCCUGCCCUUCUCUGGUGUGCCUUUCCACAGCGGGAUGCAACACAAACCAUUACCUGUGUAUGGUUAGCUGUGAGGACCACUCCGGAGGGACUUUCAAGCAGGUGGAGCAGUUUUUCUUGUUGCAGCUUUUACGGUCAGUGUCCUUGGCAAAUCCAGGCUACGGUGCUAGAUGGUAGCCCCUUUGUUUGUGUCAGUGGAAGCACACACACAGAGCUACUAUUAUCAUUAUUCGUAUCAUUAUUAUUAUCACUGCACUUUGAACUGAAUGGAUGCCUUUCUCAUAUGUUUGGCAAUGAUAACUUAGCAGACUUCUCCUCAGGAUUUAAAUGGACAUUAAGGAAUGAAGACAACUCUACUGACUGAGCCGUUUUGUGUUUCGAAUUGAAUUAUGGGAUGAGCAGUAGAUGUUAAAAUGUCACAGUUUUAGCACUGUCUGUGUUCACAAUACAUCCCUGGCUUGGUUCAAUUCCUGUUAAAAAUCUGGAAAAAAUAUUACAGUUUAUUCAGUUGGGACUCUUUUUAUCAAGAUGUGCAAGAAAUAAUUGUUUUCAUCUCUCACAAUUGUAAUGUUAAACACAACUUAAAACAACUGACACAACACAAAAAGACAAAAACCUGUGUACAAUUUGUCAAGGCAUGCGAGGAUUCUAUAUAAAUCUAUAUAGACAAUGGAAUUAUAUGAAAAAAAUGAAUGCAAAGGUGUUUGUUGAUUUCUGUAUCAUAGUCAUAUUAUAACAUAUAAUGGUGAGGAAGUUUAUUUAAGACGUUCAAUAUCGGUUUCCUAAUUGUUUCCCAUGUGGUGAUAAGGUUAUGUAUGCAGUGCCUCUGCUUUUCAAAAUGUCAACAUGAUCUGCAUGUUUCUAAAGUGACAUCCCAAAAAUCAUGUAAAGUGCACAUGACAGGUUUCCAUCUUUUUCUAAUUAUUACCUCAGUUGGUGGGAUAGUACCUUUGUUUGUAGGUUAUAAGGUUAAUGUACACUUUAUUGUUCCUGUAGUGAAAUUUGUCCUCUGCAUCACCCAUCUUGAGUUAAGCUUGGUCACGACUACCAUAGCUGAAGGACUUUAUCUUCAUUUCCUUCAACCGGUGAAGUGGCAUUUUGUGAAGAAAAGUUGAAAAAAGUGGAAAAUUACUGGGAGCAGAGUUUUAAAAAGGAUCUAUGCCAUCAAUACAGAAACUCCCAUCUAAAAUGCACAGACAAUUUACACAAAAGGAAGCCAUUUUUCCUGAAAACUAAUAAUUUCGAUUGUAUAAAUUGGCCUUUGUAUGCUAAGUAAUGAUGACAAUGACCAAUAAUAAUGACAAUAAUGUGUGUCCAAAAUUGUCAAAGUAGUGAAAGGAGAAAUGACUAGUCUAACCUGUCAUAUGCACUUUAAUGCCCCUGUUUGGCUCUGUGCAUUCUAGCUAGCUCACUGUGUCUCAGACCUUAUGCUGAUAUUUAUUAAAAGCGUAAACUAUAAAAUAAACAACCAGUUAAAAUUAAAAUAAAGACUAUCUGAUUGUUUUUAAAUCUAUAAUGCUUCAAUUUGUUGUUUUAAUUUUUAUCAUGCCUCAAAAUUAGCAUUAGCUUUCUCCCUUUCCACUGCCUUGUCUUUAAAUAUUUCUUCAUUUUAGUGUGACUCGGCAAAAAACCCAGAUAGAGAUAAAAUUGGACAGGAAGUAGUGACACUAACAGUGAGGUUGUGCUGUUGUGCACAGAGCCAAUUGCCAUUUUUUAUAACUUAAAAUUAUAAAUGGAAAUGUUACAGUUCACUGUUGGUCCAGGGAUGCUGCCUGACUGUGCAGUUCGUUUGCAGCCUCAAAACCUGAAAAGCACUUGUUCUCCCUGGUCUUGUGCUAAUCUGCGAGUAACAUCCUCCUUUUUACAUUAUGUUCAAAACAUUUUGCAGCACUUGUAGCAACAUAACUAUAAACUAAACUGUGCUCCUCAUGCAUAAGCUAAAAUAUAUCUAAAAUAAGUCACUAAAGUUAAGUUUUUCAAGGCUAAAGCAAGCAUAAACUCUGUUUCUUUUUUCUGCCAUCAGACAUUUCUUGUUGUGAAAGACAUUACUUUGCUUUUUAUUGCACAUUACAUUACAUUUAUAGCAACAUUAAUACAUGUUUUUCCACCAUUAUAAUCUAUACAUGCAAAAACCUAAACCAAUCAGCAGCAAUAGGCAUUUUUACCAUCUUUUGUGUAUCAUUGCUUAUAAUGUUGUUCUAAAUGUAAUAACUUUUAGCUCUACUCAUACAUAUCAUUGUGUACACUUGACUGUGGCAGUAGAAAUCUGUGCUCCAGAAAUCAAGAGAGGAGCUUGUAAUCUUUAUGUGAUAUCAUAUACAUACACUAGCAUUGAGCACUUGGGUAAACCAUUGUUUGUAUU
Molecule: messenger RNA, 3491 nt
Organism: Periophthalmus magnuspinnatus
Lineage: Eukaryota; Metazoa; Chordata; Actinopteri; Gobiiformes; Gobiidae
Gene: kctd2
Product: potassium channel tetramerization domain containing 2
Exons: 7
Coding region: 212-1018 (268 amino acids)
Biological process (GO): proteasome-mediated ubiquitin-dependent protein catabolic process; protein homooligomerization
Cellular component (GO): cytoplasm; Cul3-RING ubiquitin ligase complex
Molecular function (GO): cullin family protein binding
Source: RefSeq, a predicted model, not a curated record